Molecule: messenger RNA, 1428 nt
Organism: Populus nigra (black poplar)
Lineage: Eukaryota; Viridiplantae; Streptophyta; Magnoliopsida; Malpighiales; Salicaceae
Product: phenolic glucoside malonyltransferase 1-like
Exons: 1
Coding region: 1-1428 (475 amino acids)
Source: RefSeq, a predicted model, not a curated record
AUGGCAUCAACCAAGCCAGUAAACGUACUCGAGGUUUGCCACGUUAGUCCGUCUUCUACCUCACCCGAGUCAAGCACCGAGCUAUAUCUGCCUCUAAUCUUCUCUGAUAUCUUCAACCUCAAAUUCCCUCCGGUUCAAGGCAUCUUUUUCUAUAAACUCACUGAGUUAACCCCUACUUUCUUUAACUCCGUAAUUCUUCCCAAGGUCAAGCACUCACUCUCUUUAACUCUUUCCCACUUCCGUCCUCUUGCCGGUAACCUCACAUGGCCUGCAAAUUCCAUCAAACCCGUCAUUACGUACAAUACUCCAGAUGAUGGUAUUAAACUUACAGUUGCCGAGUCCAGUGCAGACUUUGACCAUCUCUGUAGUGAAGUGCAUGAUGCUAUUGAGUCACAUCAUUAUGUGCCAGAUGUAUCAAUAUCUGAUACUAUAGCAUCUACACUUGCUAUUCAGAUCACUUUAUUUCCAAAUAAAGGUUUUUGCAUCGGCCACACCACUAACCAUGCUGUUCUUGAUGGCUUGAGCGUAUCCUUUUUCAUGAAUGCAUGGGCUCGCAUUUGCAGACAGUUAGUCGAUGAAAAAAUGGAAAUCCCUAGCUUGUUACCGGAAGAACUAGCCCCGUUUUUCAAUCGAACAGUUGUUCAGGAUCCUGAAGGGCUAGACAUGUGGUACUUGAAUUUCUGGCUGGGAGUAAAACUUCCAGGUUCCGAUGACAAUACUAGAAGUUUGAAGCCUUUUCCAUUUCCAGAAACUCCACCAAACCUGGUAAGAACAACGUUCGAACUCUCUUGUGAAGAUAUACAGCAGCUUCGGGAAACGGUAAAGUCUCAACUGGAUAAUUUUGGAUCCAAAGAGGAAACAAAUCAAACAAAGCCAAUAUAUUUGUCGACUUACGUGCUUGUAUAUGCAUAUACGUUGGUUUGCAUGCUUGAAGCAAAAGGCUUAAAUAGCAAUGAUAAGAUUAAAAUCUUGAUUACGGUAGACUGUAGAUCCCGUUUAAACCCUCCAUUACCUAAGAAUUAUAUUGGUAAUUGUGUUAGCUCCUUUGAUGUGGUUGUGGAAGGAGAAGAUCUAAUGAAAGAGAAUGGGGUUGCGUAUGUUGCGAAGAGGCUUACUGAGAUGAUAAAAGGAUUAGAGAAUAGAUCAGUUUUUGAGGGAGCAAAGGAGAGGUUACCAUACAAUGACUGGGAACCAGAUAUUCGACAGGUUCGAGCUUCUGGGACAAACCGAUUUGGGAUGUAUGGGGCAGAUUUUGGAUGGGGGAAGCCAAGCAAUGUGGAGGUUACGACCAUAGAUAGAGUGGAUGCCUUUUCUAUAAUGGAGAGCAAAGACGAAAGUGGUGGAGUUGAAGUUGGUUUAGUCUUGAAGGAGCAUGAGAUGAAACUAUUCGGUUCUCUAUUUGCCAGUGGCCUUCGAUGUAAACUGUAA